AUGAUUCGGGUAGCACCAAGAUUCAAGGCUAGAAUACCUAUAAAUCUCAUUAAAAAUCAUCCUUCGUCAUCAUUACGAGGUACUUAUUCUUUAGAAACUUCACACCAUGCAAUAAAACAUGAAAAUUCAUCAACUAAUCCAUCAAAGAAUGGAAGACAAAUACCCAUUCACAUAGUCAAAUUUUCAGAUAAUUCAUUCAAUCCCAAGAAUCAACAAAAAGUAGUCAAUUUAGGUAAGGUCACUGAUCAAUUACAAGAUUUGAUACCCAAUAUUUUGAAUAAAUCAUUACCAAAAUCCAUAAUAUCCUCUGAUAUCAUGCUCAGGUUCAUUCCCACACAUGUCAAUGAAAGUUAUUUACCAUCAAUUAGGGGACAUGUUUCAUAUUAUGCUAGUUUUAAAGCCAUUCAAAUCUUGACCACGGCAUUUAUAUUAAAUCCUCAAGUAAAACUUCAUAUCCAAAGUAUUAAAGUCAUUGAAGAAGAAUCUAAUAUCGAUGUACUUUGUGUAUAUAAGAAAUCCACUAAAAUUCAUGUUCGUUGGACAACUUGUAAUGAAGGUUGUUACCAUCUUAACGACAGUAAAUCUACCUCCGAUGCAAAGUUAGGUUCCCAUACGUGGUCAAAGGUUGAUACCUCAAGAGUGAAUCUUGAUGAUACCUUUUCACUAAGAAAUAUCAGUAAAUUAAGCUUAGGAUUGGUUGGAUUAAAUAAGAAUCAAAAACAACUAGAGAGAGUUGUAUCAGGAAUAUUCAUAUUCGAACUAAAUGAAGAGAAUGAUAAGAUCAUUGUUCAUACCAUAGACGAUGUGAAUAUCAUCGAGAAUGAGAGUGAGGAGGUUGGAGAUUUGAAGGUUUGUUAA
This is a messenger RNA of Yamadazyma jaroonii, 858 nucleotides long. The record is from the annotation of a GenBank genome assembly. NCBI's taxonomy places the organism in Eukaryota, Fungi, Ascomycota, Pichiomycetes, Serinales, Debaryomycetaceae.